GUGCCGGGCCGCGAGCCGGCCGGUUAGCGGGCUUCGUUACCGGCCCCUGGGAGGGACGCCAGAGCUGGAAGGGGCCUCGGAGUCAUCUCGGGUCUAACCCCCUCGUCCUUCUUGUGGGGAAACUGAGGCACUGGGAAGGGUCGCGGAGUUGAUGGCAGCGUCUGUCGCCUCUGCCCUCCCGGUUACAGUGUUUGCUGUGCACACGGAGACACGCGUCCCCCAGGGCCAAAAUGAGUCUGUUCGGAACAACCUCGGGUUUCGGAACCAGUGGGACCAGCAUGUUUGGCAGCACAAGCACAGAUAACCACAACCCCAUGAAGGAUAUUGAAGUAACAUCGUCUCCUGAUGAUAGCAUUGGUUGUCUAUCUUUUAGCCCACCAACCUUGCCCGGGAACUUUCUUAUUGCAGGAUCGUGGGCUAAUGAUGUUCGCUGCUGGGAAGUUCAAGACAGCGGACAGACGAUCCCAAAAGCCCAGCAGAUGCAUACGGGGCCGGUGUUAGAUGUCUGCUGGAGUGAUGAUGGGAGCAAAGUAUUUACAGCAUCAUGUGAUAAAACUGCCAAAAUGUGGGACCUCAACAGCAAUCAAGCAAUACAGAUUGCACAGCACGACGCUCCUGUUAAGACCAUCCAUUGGAUCAAAGCUCCAAACUACAGCUGUGUGAUGACUGGCAGCUGGGAUAAGACUUUGAAGUUUUGGGAUACACGAUCAUCAAAUCCCAUGAUGGUUUUGCAACUCCCUGAAAGAUGUUACUGCGCCGAUGUGAUCUACCCUAUGGCCGUGGUGGCGACUGCAGAGAGGGGACUGAUCGUCUACCAGUUAGAGAAUCAGCCCUCCGAAUUCAGGAGGAUAGAAUCCCCGCUGAAACAUCAGCAUCGAUGCGUGGCUAUUUUCAAAGAUAAACAGAACAAGCCGACUGGUUUCGCUCUGGGAAGUAUCGAGGGGAGGGUUGCUAUUCACUACAUCAACCCCCCAAAUCCUGCCAAAGACAACUUCACCUUCAAAUGUCACCGCUCGAACGGAACCAAUACCUCAGCUCCUCAAGACAUCUACGCGGUAAACGGGAUCGCAUUCCAUCCUGUUCACGGCACCCUUGCCACUGUGGGAUCCGACGGCAGAUUCAGCUUUUGGGACAAAGAUGCCAGAACGAAACUAAAAACUUCGGAACAGUUAGAUCAGCCCAUAUCGGCCUGCUGCUUCAAUCACAACGGGAACAUAUUUGCCUAUGCUUCCAGCUACGACUGGUCAAAGGGACAUGAAUUUUAUAAUCCCCAAAAGAAAAAUUACAUCUUCCUGCGUAACGCAGCCGAAGAACUAAAACCCAGGAAUAAGAAGUAGCGGCCGGAGACUUCUGGGCCGUCGGGAGUCGUUCUCUCUCACUCUGCCUCGUCUUUGUACGAAUUUGGGUCCCAGUUUUUGGUCCCAGUUUUUGGAUGUGGAUUUCAACCCCUGGAGAAAACGAUCAUUGUUCAGCAGUCGGGAGCCCAGCCGGCCAUGGCGACUGCCUGUCACAGGUCUGUGCUGUGGCCCUGAGGGGACUGAAGUCAUUAGAGAAGUCAGCUUCCUGUGGGCGACUGCCAGGCAUUUUUCAGCGCUUCGUUCAGCCACGUCUGUAUUAGAGAACAUUGGGGAACAUUCUAUGGACGCUGUACUGUAUUUUGUAAUAAAAUAUUUUGAAGAUUGCC
Felis catus (domestic cat) is the source of this 1684-nucleotide messenger RNA. It is a transcript of the gene RAE1, whose product is annotated as ribonucleic acid export 1. The transcript is spliced from 13 exons. Gene Ontology annotation, cellular component: nuclear pore. Gene Ontology annotation, molecular function: RNA binding; ubiquitin binding. The record is from RefSeq and is a predicted model, not a curated record. NCBI's taxonomy places the organism in Eukaryota, Metazoa, Chordata, Mammalia, Carnivora, Felidae. Gene Ontology annotation, biological process: RNA export from nucleus; transcription-dependent tethering of RNA polymerase II gene DNA at nuclear periphery. The coding region runs from base 231 to 1337 and encodes 368 amino acids.